Messenger RNA from Macadamia integrifolia, 846 nucleotides. RefSeq lists its product as uncharacterized. NCBI's taxonomy places the organism in Eukaryota, Viridiplantae, Streptophyta, Magnoliopsida, Proteales, Proteaceae. The record is from RefSeq and is a predicted model, not a curated record. The transcript has 2 exons. The coding region runs from base 1 to 846 and encodes 281 amino acids.
AUGAGAUCCCCAAGAUCCCCAACCCCCAAAAGUAGUACUAUAAUCUGGAAUGAAGCAGAGCUAAGAUCAUUCAUCAAUCUCAUGGUUGAUAAUGUCCGAAACGGAUUGAAGACAAACUCAACAUUCACAAAGGUUGGUUGGGACAACAUUACAAAAGGGCUUGAAGCCGAAUUCAAAAGGCCCUUUGCGAAAGUACAACUGCGUAACAAGAUGAAUAAGUUACGCAAGGAGUACAACAGCUUCAGGGCUUUGUUAGAAACAACUGGUUUUAGAUGGGAUGCGAAUGCUCGGACUGCCACAGCUGAUGAUUCAGUAUGGGAAUCUGCUAUUCAGCCAGAGUUGUUAGAGAUCUUCUCCGACUCUAGUGCCUGUGGGGAUAGAGGUCUGUCACAGGCAACAGUUGUAACUCCAACGUCAACUAACCUUGAAAUUGAUGAUGAUUUACAUGACACUGAUAAUGAUGACAGUGAUGCUUGUAUUGGGACACCCAAUGGGUCAGCUCCUCCGAAGCGGCGACAUGAUAGGACUCCUACGAAUCGUAGGAGGAAGAGCCACACACGGACACUCACGAACUCCGUUGAGGACUUUAGAACCUUUGUCCGAUGGAGGAUGGAAAAGGGAUCAACCUCUGCCACCUCAGCAGUUACCCGACCACCUAACCCUAUUGUUGAUGGACCAUAUAGCAUGAUGAGCUGUCAGAAGCUACUGGACAGUUUGGAGGAUAUCCCGACGGAUUUGUAUGUGUUGGCACAGCGUAAGAUACACAGUGAUCCUGGAUGGCGCAUGUCUUUUAUUGAAGUGAGACCUGACGGGAGGUUAUGGAUGCUACAUGGUCUGAAGGAGUGA